AUGACUGUUACAUGUGAGCCUAUAUUCAAUUUGCUCCGAAAGGAUCAAGCAAUUGAAUGGAAUUCUGAUUGUCAGCAAGCUUUUGAGAAGAUUAAAGGUUAUCUCCAAGAACCUCCUAUUUUGAUUCCACCCAUUCCAGGGAAGCCUCUCUUCAUGUAUUUGACUGUGCUCGAAGGAUCCAUGGGUUGCGUACUAGGUCAACAUGAUGAAACUGGAAAGAAGGAGCAUGCCAUUUACUACUUGAGCAAGAAGUUUACUGAUUGUGAAAGCAGAUAUUCACUUUUAGAGAAAACUUGUUGUGCUUUAGCAUGGGCUGCCAUACAUCUUAGACUUUCCCGUUGGCACAUGUUGUUAUCUGAAUACGACAUCCAGUACAUAACCCAUAAAUCCAUCAAAGGAAUUGUUUUGUCUGACUACCUCGCUAAUCAUCCUGUCGAAGACUGUGAGCCAUUGAAGUUUGAUUUCCCAGAUGAAGACAUUAUGUUGGUGAAAGAUUGUGAAACUCCAAGCCCAGAUGAAGGUCCCGAGCCAGGUUCCUGUUGGAAGAUAAUGUUUGAUGGUUCCUUCAAUUGCAUGGGGCAUGGUGUGGGAGCUAUGUUGAUGAAUCCCAAUGGUGGGUAUACUCCUUUCACAGCAAGAUUGUGUUUUGAAUGUACCAAAAACAUUGUAGAGUAUGAAGCAUGUAUCUUGGGUAUCAAGAUCCUUGAAGUAUAUAGAGAGUCAUCCUUGGUGAUCUACCAAGUCAAAGGCGAAUGGGAAACUCGUGAUGAGAAGUUAAUCCCAUAUCAUGCCCACAUUAUGGAAUUGAUAAAGUACUUUGAUGAAAUCACCUUCCAUCAUGUUCCGAGAGAAGAAAGUCAGAUAGCAAAUGCUUUGGAUAUGUUAGCCUCUAUGUUCCAAGUUAGAUUUCUCAAUGAGGCACCACUCAUCAUAAUUGAGAGGAAAAUUGCGCCAGCCUAUUGUAUAUUGGUUGAAGAAGAAAUUGACGAGAAACCGCGGUUCUAUGAUAUCAAGAACUACUUACAAAAUCAAGAAUACCCAGUGAAUGAAACAACCCUAAAUAAGAAGACUCUAAGGAGGUUGGCAUCCAAAUUCUUCCUUAGCAACGAGAAAGAGUUUCACGUGUCUGAUACUCCUAGUGUUGGUGAUGAUAAUCCUGAAGCUUGGCAUACUCAGAUAUUUCGUUCCAUUGAUUCAACCUCUGUCGAAGGAUUUCCAAAGGAGCCAAAAGAUGCAUUGGAAAAGAAUCUAAUAUGUGGGAAGAAUGUGUUGAUUGGCAUGAGCAUACAUACAGCAUAUGUAAAGGUCAUUCGUGCCGCGCAGCAUUACAUUUAUAUAGAGAAUUAA
Molecule: messenger RNA, 1347 nt
Organism: Lathyrus oleraceus (garden pea)
Lineage: Eukaryota; Viridiplantae; Streptophyta; Magnoliopsida; Fabales; Fabaceae
Exons: 3
Coding region: 1-1347 (448 amino acids)
Molecular function (GO): RNA-DNA hybrid ribonuclease activity; nucleic acid binding
Source: RefSeq, a predicted model, not a curated record